CUUAUAUAAUGCCAAAAACACUUCACUCUCUUAUUUAAACAAAGCUAAAUAGGUAUUACCGUUACAUUUUGAUUCCAUUGCAUUGUUCUCUCCUUUGUCAAAAACAAAGCAUAAAAUUCUUUGAUGGAGGGACAACAAAAGGGAUCCAAAUCUAGUUACAUUUUUCCGCCCGGUUUUCGAUUCCAUCCUUCUGAUGAAGAACUCAUAGUUCAUUACUUGCAAAACAAAAUCAAGUCGCGUCCGCUUCCAGCUUCUAUUAUAGCUGAAAUUGAUCUCUAUAAGUAUAAUCCAUGGGAGUUACCAAAGAAGUCUUUAUUUGGGGAGGGAGAAUGGUAUUUCUUUAGUCCGAGAGACCGAAAGUACCCGAAUGGAUUAAGGCCGAAUAGAACAGCAGCUUCAGGAUACUGGAAAGCAACUGGAACUGAUAAGCCAAUAAUUUCUUCUUGUGGAUCAAAGCAUAUAGGAGUGAAGAAAGCUCUUGUGUUUUAUUCAGGUAGACCUCCUAAGGGUUCAAAGACAGAUUGGAUCAUGAAUGAGUAUAGGUUGGUUGACACAACUACAAAAUCAUUCAGACUAAAAGGUUCGAUGCGGUUGGAUGACUGGGUAUUGUGUCGGGUUCGACAUAGAGGCUACUCAAUGAAGAAUUUAUCAGAGAAUCAAGAGAUUCCUUGCGAACCAAGCAUGCCAGUAAACCUACCGAAAGUGGAAGAACAACGCCCAGCAAACACGAACUUUAGAGCCGACAUGAUCACAGAUUAUCAGUACAAAGACUAUCAGAUCAUAGCAUCUAUUCUUGUUGGUGGAGUUAUACCUCCAACUGAGAACAUGUCAAGUUUCAGCUUUGAUGGAAGCAAAGGAGAUAAUCUAACAUCAGUUUAUGAAGAAGGUUUCAAUAAAGUGAAUUCUCAAACUUCAAUCCCUUCUUUGGAAUGUUACUUCAACUCACUGAAAAGGAAAUCUAUUGAGGAUGAUGAUCAGUUUGAAAAUCUAAUUUCUUUUAACAGUAGGUUCAACACUGUAAACAAAAUAGACAAAUCUCCUAGCAUCGAUUUUAAAGCGCUAAACGAAUUAAACUUUGCAGAAAGAUACCAGCAGUGAUGAAGGCAAGGCGCACUGACUAUAGAAUAGUCAAGAAUCCUUUAUUUCAUAGUUAGUUUUCGAAGUAUAGAAAUAACCGGAAAGACAAUAGGUCUCAAAAGUUCAAAUGAGUUAUUGCUCUAUUUCUUUAUGUAUUGUUAUGAUUAUUGCUACCUGUAACAU
Molecule: messenger RNA, 1260 nt
Organism: Trifolium pratense (red clover)
Lineage: Eukaryota; Viridiplantae; Streptophyta; Magnoliopsida; Fabales; Fabaceae
Product: NAC transcription factor 29-like
Exons: 3
Coding region: 124-1098 (324 amino acids)
Biological process (GO): regulation of DNA-templated transcription
Molecular function (GO): DNA binding
Source: RefSeq, a predicted model, not a curated record